This is a messenger RNA of Penicillium daleae, 870 nucleotides long. RefSeq lists its product as uncharacterized. Bases 1 to 870 code for a protein of 289 amino acids. The record is from RefSeq and is a predicted model, not a curated record. NCBI's taxonomy places the organism in Eukaryota, Fungi, Ascomycota, Eurotiomycetes, Eurotiales, Aspergillaceae. The transcript has a single exon.
AUGACCACUCCUGCACCGGCACCCCCUAUUACGCGUAACAGCACCCGAACGCCCAUCCAAGACCUCGACAUCGAAACAAUCAAAAAAUGGGACAUCUACACGUGUGACCUGCAGCAAGCCUGGAACUUUGCAAAGCGCGGCUUUGCGGCCACUCUCGAUAAUGUGCGUCUCUCGGACGAGGCUGUAUUUGCUCUCACCGUGUUCAUGCCUCCCUCCCUGCGCGCAAAAUACUACCGAUACGACUUCGACUCUCGCGGUGAUAUUCGCGAAUAUCGCGUCCCCCGAGACCCGCCAAUGGUUAUCCAGUGUCACGGCAUCAACUGGUUCCCCGUGUAUCGCAAGACAACCAUCCUCUGCGGCUCCUGGAGCCUAGCAUGUGGCUGGCUUCGAGGCACUGUGGUCUUACCCUAUUACGGCUACCAGAUUGGCGAAUUUGUCGCUCCCCCAGAAGCUGCUGCGGCUUGUUCGGCACCGCUCCAGCUUGACUGCCAUCAGUCGCGGCCAUCCCCCUCCGGUAUCAGCCCUGACAAACUUCUCCUAGAGCAUUGCCCUCCUACUUCCUUGACCGAUGCUAUUGCCCGCCAGGGAAUUUAUAUCAGCAUGGAUAUCACUGUUCCACACAUCAUCGUCAUUGAUUCAAAAGAGACAUCUGGCUUUCAGACGUUGACCGAAAUUGAAGGGUUUCACUACCUUGCCGGCCCUAACUCCGACCCUAAGGAUCCGUCUCAGUGCAUCCACCAGCACAUCUCCUCAAAGGGUGAUCUUAGGGAGAAGUAUGGCGGCCCAUACAAGAAUGCAACUACCAUGAAGCCCCUGAAGACUCACACAAAUUGGAGCGGACGGUCUAAAAAGUGCAACCAUGCGCACUAG